AAAUUUCAAAGCUCUGUCCAUCAUGAGAAGUAGAUCUGUCUUUUUUCUGGUAUAUUUUCUAUGUUUUGUGCUGCUUGAGUGUGUAAGAGGACAUUGUCCUGAUGUCACUCCUUCCCCUUCUCCUGCUUGGUCACCCUCUCCAUCUCCCUCUCCUUACUCAUCUUCUAGUAAACAGUUCAGUUAUGUUUCAUCUCUUUCAGACAUACAAGACACAAAUGUCAAUUCUAUUCCAGUUUGUUUGGUUCCGUUUGAUUGUAACGGUUGGCUAGAAGAAGGAGUAAAGAGGAAUGGGGUUUAUCCCAUUAAUCCAAGCAAUGAAGAACCACCAUUUCAAGUGUAUUGUGAUAUGGAGACUGAUGGUGGUGGAUGGACUGUAUUCCAGCAAAGGGUAAACGACUCAAUUAGUUUCUUUAGAAACUGGUCUUCAUACGAAGAAGGCUUUGGCUCACUGACCAGUAAUUUCUGGCUCGGCCUUUCAAAACUUUACCAUCUAGUGAAUCGAAGAAAUACGACUUUACUGAUACUCCUUGAAGAUCACAACGGAAACAAAGCAUAUGCUAAAUACACUACAUUCAUUGUGAGUGACAGCACCAAAGAGUACGAGGUUAAUGCAAGUGGGUACUCUGGUACUGCUGGUGACUCACUACUUCAUGAUACUAAAGGUACUCGGAAAAGUUCUGUAAAGUUUUCAUCUCCGGAUAGAGACAAUGACAACUGGGUGGAUGGGAAUUUGGGACUCAACCACAAAGGAGGCUGGUGGUUUGAUAGCUGCCUUCACUCAAAUUUAAAUGGUCAGUACAAUGCUAGUGUUGAUGGUGAGGGAAUUAUAUGGGAAGGCUGGAAGGGAAAGUCUUACUCUCUUAAGAAAACAGUUAUGAUGAUUAGGUGAA
Amphimedon queenslandica is the source of this 890-nucleotide messenger RNA. Its product is annotated as microfibril-associated glycoprotein 4-like. Bases 23 to 889 code for a protein of 288 amino acids. The transcript has 3 exons. The record is from RefSeq and is a predicted model, not a curated record. NCBI's taxonomy places the organism in Eukaryota, Metazoa, Porifera, Demospongiae, Haplosclerida, Niphatidae.